CAGCGCUUUGGGUUUUUUCAGCGGGUUUGUGCUUUCGUUCGAUUGGUUUGUUGAUGUGUUCCUACGCAAUACAUGACAAUGAAAUUUCUUUAAGUUACAUUUUCAAGGGGUUGGAAAUUUUCCGUGUGAUACUGAUACUUCGGCCAUAAAGUGCUAUCUCUAACGGUUAACAUUUGGUAUUGCCUUCUUGAUAACCGUUUUAUUCAGACGGUUCCUGUCAUAGUGAGGACAAAUGCGAAUCAUUCAACAGAUUCAUUGUAUAUGACGUUUGCUAAGAUAGCCUUAUCAGUUUCGCCUGGAUUGCCUCAACAUUGUUUCGGGAAACAAGACGAAUAAUUCUAGCUAUUCUGCUUACAUCCACUUUGAUAUGUCAUCAUUUUAGUCUAUACUUAAAUAAAUAAUUUCGCUUGUACCUUUAAGAUAUAUUUUUCUCCCAAAGUCUUGAUUUAGUAAUAACACCCGGUGAGUAAAAUAGUUCAAGAAUUUUCGAUCAUAGAAGACCUAUUGAGGAAGUUGUGGUUUUACGUAUUCUCAAGAUUCCAUAGAGCUCGUAGCUCAGACUGCCAGUUGAUGACUUCUGUGAAUAGUUAGUGACGGAUCAUUUACUAAAAUGAUUGCAUAAUCAGGCCAAAACAACACUUUGACGGCUUAUGUCACUUAGUAUCUCUCCAGGCCGAAGUAGUUAGGGCGCCGUUCAAAUAUGUGAGUGAGUAGUUCCAAGUUGCGUUUUAACUGCUAGUCAGUCGUAUUUCAGUCAGUGUCACGUGCUGCUCUGGUCCUCUUGAAUGAAAUAUCACAAGCAUGAGUAACUACUGACCGUUCAUAAAUGACAUUCAUUAGCCAUUUUAACCCAUGAAGAAAUCUAGUACAAUUCAAUUUUGGACUACGGCCAUAUGGGACGUGUCAGGAAUGAAAACUUUCCCCGCUCUAAUCCAUACUCAGGUAUUUGGGGAAGUUUUUUGUCCCUUUAAACUAUAGUCUUUCCUAUUUAAAAAUGUUAUGUGCCUUUCCGUGUCCACCUCGCUAUGUUAAUGUACUUAGAUUCACUUGAACUAACCCAUCGUUUCGACCAUGCCGUAGAUUGAUUAUGACCGACUUCAAUCAUCUUUCCUAAAGGAUUGUUUACACCAGAUGAAACCACUUUGUGAGCAAUGCUCAUGUUUUCAUAACAAUCUCAAUCAUUCCAACCACCCUGAAACACAUGCUUCGGUGUCUUAAACAUGUUUUUUGAUUGGUGUCUCGGCUGCUGUGCGCCACAUUAUUAACCAGUACUGACACUGGGUCAGUUUAUGACAUGGGGCAAGGGAAUGUAAUAUAACUGUACAGGGCUGACGUAUGUUGGUUAGUCACGAUCCUCUGAACGUAGUCUUAAAAAGUAUAUAGCUUAUUUUGUCAGGUACAACUGAAAGUAAAGGUCAGUGGUAAUCGUUCUAGCUUUCUAUCAUACCCAUCUGUUUUCCUUACUGAACAAGAUCUUCCUCAAUUCUUGUUUCUUGAUCAACUCGUCUCUUAAUAAUUACUUUUAUUAUUAUUACUAUUCAAACUUCGCUUCUCUCCAGUGUUGGCCUUUCUACUUUGUAUGGUAUAUUUCUCGUUUCUCCAGCGUACCGAAAUUUUCGUGAUUAACCGUGAGGAUUCUGAUCUCAGUCAUUUUUACCAACCAACUCAUUUGCUAGGUUUUUUGGUAACAGUGACAGUAAUAAUACUACUGGAUUGCCCAAACCAAAGUGACAUUCAAAUCUAGGACUAAGUGGUUAAAAGUUGAACUCCUUGAACAUAUAUAUAUACCACAAAGUUUACUUCCUGACUAAUUGAAAAAACCACAACUAACGUGGCAGUCGCUUUGGUUACAGCACUCAGCUUCAGCUGGUAUGUCCCAGGUCCGGACGCUGCUAUCUAUUUUUGUUUGGCCUGCUGAGUAGUACCAUUAGUCCUCAUACAAACGGCAUGGUCCAUGUCCGAAUACGAAAGUACGUAUACCAUAAAUGAUUUAUAUUUGACUGGUAAUUUCAUAUAUUGAGCGAAGCAGUUGUACUAAAGCUGCAUACAUUUCACGCUUCCUUAGCAUUGGUGAUAAUUCGUGUUUCAAAUUGAUAGUCUGCUUUUCUCAAUUCUUAGUUUUUAAUAACCGAAAGGCUUUUUUUCGAAUAACAGGAAUUUAUUAUUACGUUUAGUCAUAAAUUUUCUUUUUCAGUCUAUUAUGAAUCAGUUUGGUCAUCAGUAUACUGUCCAACCACCACCUACCUUUUAUACGAGUGAUAUGAAUUCAUUUGGAAAUGGUGUUCAAAGACCUGGACCCAGGCCUUAUAGUUUUGAAGUUCCACCUCAAGAUUUUCAGUCUACACCCCCUCUUCGGAGUGACAGUGGAUAUUCGCUUUGUCCAUCCCAGUAUUACAGCAGACCUGGGAUAAUGCCUUCCACAGACGAAACUUGUGUUAAUUUUUCAGAACAACUACCAAUAACCUCUGAAGUCAAUGAAAAUAGCAACGUAGUCCUUGACUAUCAGAAUCAGUUUGGUUUCCGUGUUCCUCCCGAGAUUCCUAGCUGGAUGACCUUAAAUUCCUCAGCUAGUAACUUCUACACUGAUAUUCAAAAAUACACUUCACAACCUAAUCCAACACCCCAGUCGGUAUAUACUGGGAUCCCAGUUCAUUACAAUAGAACUCCUGAGAACUCUACGUUUCAAAAUCGUGGGCGUGUUAGAACUCCGGGUCCUUUCAAGGGAAAUAGAGGAAGUCUUCGAAAUCGCCCCAACCAAGGUACUCACACCGCUAAUACUGCCAGUACGACGACAACUACAAAAGAACCAUCCGUUUUUUACUGCGAUAUUUGCAAAGUUAGUUGUGCAGGUCCACUAGCCUUCAAAGACCACGAAUCUGGUCAACGCCACAAAAAAAGAUUGUCCCAGGUUGAAGCGAUUGAAAAAUUAAAACAGGAAGUCUCUACCGAUGGAAGUUCAUCAUUAAUUAUUAACUCAGCUUCACGAGAAUUACGUUGUGAGCUUUGUGAUGUUGGUUGCACCGGUGCCGACUCUUAUACUGCCCAUUUAUCUGGUAGACAGCAUCAACGUACGCUCAAGUUACACAAGGAAUUGGGGAAACCAAUUCCAGAAACUGAUGAUCCCCUUGUACCAGCUAUUGUGGCAGAUAUGAUUGCCACUGGAGUUGACGAUGCUAAACCAGUUGAAGCGGAUGAAAAUAAAACAAAUCCUACGGAAAACACGUUUAUGAAGCAUAUUGAUUUAAAACAACUUGCUGGUCCUGAAGUACCUGCUGUUGGACAAGAGUAUUUAGAAACUAUUAUUAAUAGCAACAACAAAACUGUUAAAUAUCGUUGCAAGUUAUGUGAUUGUGAAUUUUCAAAUCCAGAUUCUCGUGAAUGUCAUUUACGUGGUCGUCGUCAUCGUCAACAGUACAAAAAGAAAGUCGAUCCAUCGUUUAUUGUCGAUCCAAAUCCAGGAAAUCAACUUCGUCGAAAAGUGAUAGCUGCUAAAGAAAAGAAGACGAAACGUAACGAACCAAAACAAAAUACUAGCAGUUUCCCCAGUUUCAGUACCUUGCGUAAUAGCUGUAUGACAGGAAAUUAUAUGAGUGGGAUCCCAUAUGACCGUUUUCCUGCACAAGUCCCUCGAAUAUACACUACUCAAACUCCUAAUAAAUCUCUAGAAAGCAGGUAUAUCAGUUCUAAGCAUACAUCUUUGCUACCGACAGCUUGGGAAGUUCAGGCAAUGAUGUUGGCUGUAACGAUUUGUGAGCGCUCCUUGAAAGGCGUUAGUAACGACCUUUUAAAACAGGCGCGUUCAGCAUCAGAUCUUUCUGAUACCACCAAAUGUGCUAAAUCUUGUGAUGAUGAUAAUAAUCUGGAUGAAUUGGAAGAAAAAGUUGGUGAACGUCUGCUUUGUGGUGUUGUUCGUGUUGGUGCAUUGGGAAAAAAUGUACUCUUAAGGGGUGAACAUUCAGCAGAACUAGUUUUAAUAUGUUCUAAAUGGCCUACUAAAGAGUUAACAACUUAUGUAUCAACUAGUAUUACAAAAUUAAUGGAGUCACUGGAAUCCCGUCUUCAAUAUACUGUCACAGCAGAGCCUACUAUGGGAACAAUUACGGUCGUUGUGUCCUGUCCAGAUCCAUCCUUACUGAAUAAAAGUGACACCUGUGAAGUAAAUUUAAAACCUGCUUGCAAAGAAAACGAAUCUGCGAUAUGGCCUACUAUAACACUGGUAAUCAACUUAACUUCCCCGAUAGUAGUCCAAAAAAAUGAAGCCGCUCCUGAAGAUAAAAAUGAAGUCCCACCAGUUGUCCAACGUUUGAUCGUUAAUGGUCAUCCAAUUCCCAAAGAAAAGUGCAUCAAAUCCAUAGAUGCUCUUGAUCAUGCUUCAUGGUUUCAACAUAUUGCGAGCGGAGGUCCGAUACUCUUAAUUAGUCGUAUUUUACGCGACUUUAUCCAAUCUAAUGAAUACUGGAUCGAAUUAAAUGAAUUUGAUGUUGAAGUACACUUAGAUCACCUCUUAUCUUUAGAGUACAAUAUGGUGAUUCGUUCUGGUUUCACUUCCCUCCCAUCUCAAUGUGGGUCACCGAGAAAUAUGCUUUCUGUACCAAGUGACUUUUUCCAUCCUUCCAAAUUACUACGUAGAUUUUUCGAAUCAAUGGCAAAUGGCUAUUUGUUCUUUGCAGUAAAACAUUCAUCUAGUUCGAAUAACACUGAGGAUUCUCCUAGGGAGAACAAUAUACCUGUGGCGUGUACAAAACCAUUUUAUGUUACAAUUUCUAAUGGAAUAUCAGAUGAAGUUUGUGAAAAAAUAACUGUUUCAGCUCAACAAAUAGUCAGACAAAUUGCUUUUAAUCAAUUAUACAAGGUUCUUGGUAUGGAACCUCUGGAUUCGCCUCACAACUCAGAUUUUGUCCAGUCAGGUGCUAAACGAGAACAAAAUCCUGAUGUUUCACAAGGUCAAGAUACUUCCGAAGUCGAAUGUUCAGCUGAUGAUAAGAAGCAACAAAAUAAUUCAUCUCUUAAUGUCAGUUCUGUAGCAAAUGGCAUGGAGACACAGGAAUUUGCGGCAGAAGCACUAAACGUUGAGUCAGAAUGUACUCCGGCCAAGCGAACUCGCCGCGCUACCGCUAACUCGAAAUCUUCCAUUUAGUUAUCUGCAUUUCAAUAUUACACGUCCAUUUAUUUGGUUCCACUUUCUUGAAGUUCUUUUAUAUCAUCCACAUGUUGUUCAUUCGUUCUUAAUCAAAUAUACAAUUUCCUAGUUAUCGCG
Molecule: messenger RNA, 5257 nt
Organism: Schistosoma mattheei
Lineage: Eukaryota; Metazoa; Platyhelminthes; Trematoda; Strigeidida; Schistosomatidae
Source: the annotation of a GenBank genome assembly